Lepisosteus oculatus (spotted gar) is the source of this 1492-nucleotide messenger RNA. RefSeq names its product RAB3C, member RAS oncogene family (gene rab3c). Gene Ontology annotation, biological process: regulation of exocytosis; protein localization to plasma membrane; protein secretion. The record is from RefSeq and is a predicted model, not a curated record. Gene Ontology annotation, cellular component: plasma membrane; synaptic vesicle; endosome. Gene Ontology annotation, molecular function: GTPase activity; myosin V binding; GTP binding. NCBI's taxonomy places the organism in Eukaryota, Metazoa, Chordata, Actinopteri, Semionotiformes, Lepisosteidae.
CUGUCAUGCGCCCUCUUCUUUACUCGUGCUGUUGCCGGCGAUUGAUUUGCUCGCAAGAGUCGACUGCAGAGUGCAUGUAGACUAUUAAAGCAUUUGUACGUUUUCACUAAGUAUCACCAAAAUCCUUAUGUUUAAUUGUAGAAAGGACAUAUAUAAUCGUGAAAGUGGUCUACAGAACGCUGCCAAUAAAUACAACACCGCUCAACUUCACUUAUAACACACAUGGAACUAUACGGAAAGAUGGCUGCUGCCCAAGAUGCUAAAUUUGGCCAGAAGGAGACAUCUGACCAGAACUUUGAUUACAUGUUUAAACUGCUUAUCAUUGGCAAUAGCAGUGUGGGAAAAACCUCUUUUCUUUUCCGCUACGCUGAUGACUCUUUCACCUCUGCCUUUGUCAGCACUGUGGGUAUUGAUUUCAAAGUGAAAACUGUCUAUAAGAAUGACAAAAGGAUUAAACUGCAAAUCUGGGACACAGCAGGACAGGAGCGUUACAGAACAAUUACAACAGCAUACUACCGUGGUGCAAUGGGGUUUAUUUUGAUGUACGACAUAACCAAUGAAGAAUCAUUUAGUGCAGUACAAGACUGGUCAACCCAGAUUAAGACAUACUCCUGGGACAAUGCGCAGGUAAUCCUGGCAGGCAAUAAGUGUGACAUGGAAGAAGAGCGUGUAGUGUCAACAGAGAGUGGGAGACACUUAGCUGAACAACUAGGAUUUGAGUUCUUUGAAACGAGUGCAAAGGACAACAUAAACGUCAAACAGACAUUUGAGCGGCUUGUGGACAUCAUCUGUGACAAGAUGUCUGACAGCUCAGAACCUGACCCUGCAGUCACUGCUGGAACCCAGAAUACAAGACUAAUGGACAAUCCGCCACCUCUACAGCAACCCAACUGCGGCUGUUAAUAACUGCUGGUAAUGCUGAAACAGGUCUAACAUGUGCUGUUGCCAAGAUAUGAAAAUCCUUAGGCAUAGUCUUUUAAACAUUAAUUUAAAUAUGACCAUAUCUUAUUUAAAAAUAUUGACGUCUGCUGCAAUGUGCACAGCACAUUCUUCUGGAAAUCUCUAGUUUUAAUGCACUUAGCAAAACACAGAAAAACAAGCUUAUAGUAUGUACAUAGCCUAGCAAAAAAUUUUAAUGUAAAACAUAACAGUCUUGUUUGAGUAUUUAUUAAGCCUUUUGCUUUUGAGUUUCCAGCAUUAAAAAAUCAUCAGUAAUGUAGGCAACUGAUAUAAACUAUGUGUGUUUGUUCUUUGUCUUAAACACACAGGCAAUGCUUCUUUCCACCAAUACACUUUAUGAAACAAUACUUGCUGUAUUCAGCUAGUGUUGAAAACCCCUCAGUCCCUGACAGCAGUUGUGUUACCUAAUGCACUCUUCUGUGCUAGAGUGGUGUUUCAGCAGUGAUAUCAGUGGCAUUGCUGGCUUCAAAGUGACCAGUUGGGCAUUCAAGUCUUUUUCUGCAUCUAUAGCAAUGGGUUAGUCCAGAGUUAA